UCAAGUUCUGGUCAGGGUGUAAUCGGUUCAUUUCACUGUGUAUAUUGUGUUCCGGUGUUGAUUGGUGUGGACUUGUUGCGGCUGUUGGUCGCAGACUGGGGAACACGCGGGCUUCAUGGCGGAUGAGUUUUAUUAAAUAGUUUUGUGUUUUGACUGUUGUAUAAUGCCGCUGGUGGCUGGAGACAGCGGUGUGUUUGAGGCGGUUCAGAGGGGAGAUGGGGAACAAGUGGCGCUGCUAAUGGAACUGGACCGGAGCAUCCUGACACAGAGAGGGUGGGGUGGAUUUACUGCCCUUCAUUUUGCAGCUCUUCAUGGGAAUCUGCCGAUAGCUGAUCUCCUCCUGAACGGUGGCGCCAACACCAACAUACCAUGUGAUGCCGGACAAACUCCAUUUCACUUUGCUUGCCGGUAGACAUGGUAACGUCAAGAUCAUGCACAAAAUGUUGCAGCAUGGUGCAGACCUGCGCAUUGUAGAUCAGCAGGGAAAAACAUCACUGCAUCAUGCAGUCAGUGGAGGAAGCAUUGUUGCCAUGCAGUACCUGUGGGAGACGAACAUGUUCCGGUUCUCAGAUGCUGAUAACUCAUUGAUCACUCCACUACACAUGGCAGCGUCCACGGGGAAUACAGAUGUGGUUAAGUACCUGCUACGAAACAACAGAUGUUUGUCAGAUGCAGUUGACCACCAGGGGGCAACAGCGCUACAUGUGGCUGCUGAAAAAGGUGCGAUUGAUGUCUGCUGGCUAAUACUGCGCAGCACAGGACUCCACAUUUUACAUAUGAAGAACCACGCUGGACUUACACCUGUGGAUCUUUGCAGUCGUGGAACAACUUUUAGACAUCAGCAGCUCUCCAAAAUGUUAACACAGUUCAUCAAUAUACCUAGGAAUCAGAAACCCAAAGAAUCGUAUGUGAUGUUCUACUGGAUGCUUUUCUUCCCGAGCAUCAGUGGGGCAGUGGUUCUGCUCAUAGCUGCAGCCCUAGGAGAACAUGGAGGCUUGCUCUGUGGGCUGUUCUUUCCCUUGCUGGCAAAAGUCACCUUGUCUCAGUACCACAGAAUUAGUGACUAUCAGAGGUUACCAAAUCCCGUCUAUCUUGGCACUUUGACUGCAGCCAUAUUUCAUACCUUAGUGUGCUUCUACUAUAGAAUUCUGCCUAAUAUUUGGCCAGCUUAUGCUUUCUUAAAUGUUUCGGUUCUCCAUGUCUCUGUGCUUCUCUGGCUUUUUUGGAAACUUCUAACCCAAGAUCCAGGCCGACUGCAGGCAUCUGAUGCAGAUCCUGGAUUCUCCAGCAUAGCGGACUUGGUGGAGUCUAAUCAGAAUCCCGGACGAUUUUGUAUUUACUGCGAGCUGUUCCAAGUUGCCAGCUGCAAGCACUGUCGUCUGUGUGAUAUUUGUGUCAUGGAUUAUGACCACCACUGCCUUUUCCUAAACCGCUGUGUGGGCCAGAGCAACCACCGUGUCUUCUUACUGUUUGUUCUUGCCAUGAUGGUGGCCCAGCUCUUCUUCGUCAGCACUGCUGUGUAUUACCUUCACUGGAGGUUGGAGGUGGAGGAGAGCUGGAGAUCAGUAGCAAUGAGGGAAGCAUGGGUGCUCUUGCUUCUUGCAAUCAAUGGCUUCGCUUUCCUGUGGGAGACCUGGUUGCUCUCUGAGCAGUUGAGUGCCAUCUCUACUGGAACCACAACGUAUUUCAGACAGUCUCGGCAUAAGAAGUCUUCUUUGAGCAAGCGUGUGUCCACAGUUCUUAUGUUCCUGGUUGAAGGGAAGAAUUUUAGGAGUCAAAAUCAAAAUGCUUUUGAUGUUUAGUUGUCAUACACUUUACAUUAUAUAUAGAUGGUUGCUUUACGAUUUAAUUUUUGUUAGCUUGGAGUUUAAGACAUUUGACUCUGGAUCAGGUCACACGUUUAUACCCCAUAUCACCGAGCAACUGUUUGUUCCUUUGCAGGAACUUAACCCUCACCUGCUCAGAGGUAUAAUGAGAUAAAUGUAAGUCGCUCUAAAUAAGGGUGUCUGCCAAAUGCCAUAAAUAUUAUUGGUGCAGUGCUUUUUUUUUUUUUUUUAAAUAACUUGAACCAGUAUCACUGUGUGCUUCUUAAAGUGCUUCUUAAUCGUGUCAAUGUUCAGUACAGCAAAGUUUUCAUGUUGGACAAAUAAUUAGAAAUUUUUAAUCCUUU
Messenger RNA from Clarias gariepinus (North African catfish), 2170 nucleotides. RefSeq lists its product as uncharacterized. Gene Ontology annotation, cellular component: Golgi membrane. Gene Ontology annotation, biological process: protein palmitoylation. NCBI's taxonomy places the organism in Eukaryota, Metazoa, Chordata, Actinopteri, Siluriformes, Clariidae. The coding region runs from base 375 to 1802 and encodes 475 amino acids. Gene Ontology annotation, molecular function: palmitoyltransferase activity; protein binding. The transcript has 10 exons. The record is from RefSeq and is a predicted model, not a curated record.